CGCCCCCAGUGCACAGCGUCCGGGGGCUUCACUGUGGGUGUUUCACUGACCGGCAGCUCCGCCACCGCGGACCCGCCCUCUGCCGUCCCCAACUGAGCCUUUGUCGGGUCCGGGCUGCUCUGCGAGGCGGCGGCCAGAGAGGGAACCAUGGGGACAGUGCACGCCCGGAGUUUGGAGCCUCUUCCAGCCAAUGGACCUGAUUUCGGAGCAUUAGGGGAAGAAGCUGAAUUCGUUGAAGUUGAACCUGAAGCUAAACAAGAAAUUCUUGAAAACAAAGAUGUGGUGGUUCAGCACGUUCAUUUUGAUGGACUUGGAAGAACUAAAGAUGAUAUCAUCAUGUAUGAAAUUGGAGACGUCUUUAAGGCUAAAAACCUUAUUGAGGUAAUGCGGAAAUCUCAUGAAGCCCGUGAAAAAUUGCUUCGUCUAGGAAUAUUUAGACAAGUGGAUGUUUUGAUUGAUACAUGUCAAGGUGAUGACGCACUUCCAAACGGGUUAGACGUGACCUUCGAAGUAACUGAAUUAAGGAGGUUGACGGGCAGUUACAACACCAUGGUUGGGAACAACGAAGGCAGCAUGGUACUUGGCCUCAAACUCCCUAAUCUUCUAGGCCGUGCAGAAAAGGUGACUUUUCAGUUUUCCUAUGGAACAAAAGAAACCUCGUAUGGCCUGUCCUUCUUCAAACCACAGCCCGGAAACUUCGACAGAAAUUUCUCCGUGAACCUGUACAAAGUCACUGGGCAGUUUCCCUGGAGCUCGCUGCGGGAGACAGACAGAGGAGUAUCGGCCGAGUGCAGUUUUCCCAUAUGGAAGACCAGCCACACCGUCAAGUGGGAAGGCGUGUGGCGGGAAUUGGGCUGCCUCUCGAGGACUGCGUCUUUUGCUGUCCGAAAAGAAAGUGGGCACUCGCUGAAAUCGUCUCUUUCGCACGCAAUGGUCAUCGACUCCCGGAACUCUUCUAUCUUACCGAGAAGGGGUGCUCUGCUGAAGGUUAACCAGGAACUGGCAGGCUACACCGGCGGGGACGUGAACUUCAUAAAAGAAGAUUUUGAGCUUCAGUUGAACAAACAACUCAUAUUCGAUUCAGUUUUCUCAGCUUCUCUCUGGGGUGGAAUGUUGGUCCCGAUUGGUGAUAAACCGUCGAGUAUUGCUGAUAGGUUUUACCUCGGGGGACCGACAAGCGUGCGCGGGUUCAGCAUGCACAGCGUUGGGCCACAGAGUGAAGGAGACUACCUGGGUGGAGAAGCGUACUGGGCCGGCGGCCUACACCUUUACACCCCGUUACCUUUCCGGCCAGGCCAGGGUGGCUUUGGAGAACUCUUCAGAACACACUUUUUUCUCAAUGCAGGAAACCUCUGCAACCUCAACUAUGGGGAUGGCCCCAAAGCUCACAUUCGUAAGCUGGCUGAGUGCAUCCGCUGGUCUUACGGUGCCGGGAUCGUCCUCAGGCUUGGCAACAUCGCCCGGCUGGAGCUGAAUUACUGCGUCCCCAUGGGCGUGCAGACAGGUGACAGGAUAUGUGAUGGCGUCCAGUUUGGAGCUGGGAUAAGGUUCCUGUAGCCGGCACACAGCAUCCUGCAGACCCUCCAGGGGAAUCUCUGACCCUUGGGCCGCAGUGGUCACUCGGUGCCACACACUUUCUCUGCAGUGAGCACGUUCAGGUGACUCAUUGACUGCAGUCCUUGUGCAGCCGUGCUAAUAAAUGUUCAAGACAAACA
This is a messenger RNA of Diceros bicornis minor, 1715 nucleotides long. It is a transcript of the gene SAMM50, whose product is annotated as SAMM50 sorting and assembly machinery component. Gene Ontology annotation, biological process: protein insertion into mitochondrial outer membrane; mitochondrial respiratory chain complex assembly. The coding region runs from base 148 to 1557 and encodes 469 amino acids. The record is from RefSeq and is a predicted model, not a curated record. The transcript is spliced from 15 exons. Gene Ontology annotation, cellular component: SAM complex; outer membrane. NCBI's taxonomy places the organism in Eukaryota, Metazoa, Chordata, Mammalia, Perissodactyla, Rhinocerotidae.